UCACCAAAAUCAGUUUCAAACGAAUCAAUGAGCCUUCGACACCUGUACCUCCGAGCUGCAUCAUUCUGGAUACUGCUUGACUUUACAGAUGGUUUCUGUCAGAAUGCUCCAGUGCGAUUGCCGGCAACCCUUGUGAUGGAGAAGUCCUUUUGGUCCUUUUUCUCUACAUUUACGAUGAAUCGUUUCGCAUUCAGCAUGCAGCAAGGCAGUUGCAAGGCUGUAGAGAACCAUUGCCUUGAACGACCACUGACAGCUGUGGAAUGUGCAGCUGAAUGCGAGGAGCACGGUGAUUGCGUUGCAUUCGAUAGGCCCAAUGUCUUCGGCAAAGCAGGGUGUUGUUGGUACCCGGGUGGUCAGGCUGUUGUUGCAGAUGGAUCGGUGGGGAAAAAGUGCUUCAUGCGGUCAAAGUCAGAUGGUGAACAGAACUUGUACUUUGGUGAAGUUUGGCGUCAACCUGCUUUCUUCAGCACAGCCCACCUAUCCACACAAGCUGAUGAAGGUGCAGCCGUAGCUGUCAUGGACAUAUGCUUGCCAUUGUCACACUGUAGCUUUCGCAUCUUCAAUUGCGAUGGGAAACCGCUUUAUGCCUUGGAAGCCAAAAUGUUGCCUUCCCUAAGCAGUCCUUUGGAACUGAUCUGGUCGUAUGAGAUCAGAAACUCCAGUGGAGAGUACAUCGGAAGAACAUCAGAGCUUCAAAGCGGGUAUCAGCCGAUUGAGCUGUACGAUGCGAAAGGCCGCAAUGUUGCAACGCUGUCUACUGUUUGGACAUUUUGGUCAGCAAUAAGCACUGGAAACUGGUACAUCAACAACGAGUUUCCAAGUCUGGAUCUUUCUGUAACACCGGUGCUUGAUGCGAGACUUGUCACAUUCGUAGCUGCGCACCAAUUUGCCACGCAGGGUUGGUUCGGCCCAUUCUGGACUGGUAUCAUUUGGUGUCUUGCUCUUUUCAUAAUAGGCAUAGCACUGAAGCGCAUCGCAUUGCCUUGGUUUCAAUGGCAGUACGAGCCAAUGUUUGAGAGAGACGCAAGAGGUGUGUGGUGCACUUCGGAGGAAACUAUCGAGGAGCCGAAACAGAGAGCUUAUCGGGUUUGUUGAGAGUUCUAGACCCUUCUAGGGUAGCAUUAAACUAUAUUCUUGUGAUUUCUUGUGAUUAAUGUACUUGUUUGAUCUUGGUUGGACUGCAGUUGUUUCAACAAAUGCGAUUCCAGUGUGCAUUGACAUUGACUGUGACUAAGUAAGAGUCAUCAGGUUUCACCCUUGAACAGAAAAAGUAAGCGCACCUCCGCAUGCACCACCAGUGUGCAGAAAUCACAAAUCUUCUCCGGUAGCAUGUGAGAACAGAUCGGUGUACUUCUCCAGGAUCAAAAGAACCGAAAAGAACCGAAAAGAAUUAUAGCAAAAGAAGUAACUGUUUUUCAAACGCUUUUUUCCCGCUUCAAUUCCAAGGUGCAUAGGUGCAAGGCGGCCAAAGAUUUUUGUACUCACAGGAGCAGCCAAGCUGCGGCACGUAGUGUGAGUCCAGCUGCGCAAAUCUGCGUGACAGAGUUUGCCUGAAAAGUGCUGCCCGCGGCCCUCUG
This is a messenger RNA of Cladocopium goreaui, 1577 nucleotides long. Lineage: Eukaryota; Dinophyceae; Suessiales; Symbiodiniaceae. The record is from the annotation of a GenBank genome assembly.